GCAGAGGGUUUAAAGUCAGGACAGGUGUGGGUGAUUGGAGAGCUGCAGGUGCUGAAAACGACGAGAGCAGAGGAGAGCGCCCCGUUCGACUGGAAAAGGAUUCAUUUACAAAGUCUUUAAGUGUAUUUUAUACAGAAAUGAAUGUGAUCCGCUGUAAGCUGGUCUUCGCGCUCUUCUUCCUCUCCACGCGCCACACGGUUCAGGGAACCUGCAGCGUCCAGCAUUGCACCGACGCCUCCAGAUGCGUCCUUUCUGACGACCAGAGGAGCUGCAAGUGCGCCACCGGGUUCUACUCAGAUCGGUGCGACAAAAACGCUCACUUCACGGUUCUGUGCGGCCGCGACUUCAUGGCCAUCCGAGCCUCAGAAGACUUUUUCAGCUACUACAAAGUUCCUCUGGAGUCGCUGCAUCUGCCCAACAAGUCGUGCCGCGCCGAGAGGGAGCAGAUCGACGGCGCCGCCUUCUACAUGUUCAGGGUUUCCAAAGAGAAAUACCUGGCAUGUGGGGGCCGGCCCCUCCAGAAAAACUCGACUCAUUUCCUGUAUUCUCUGAGCGUGGAAUCGGAGCUCCGCCCCCGUGGGAACAUCAUCAGAGACCCGGUCUUGAAGAUGGACUUCACCUGCGUUUAUCCGUACAUCCGGAGAGUCUCGCUGCCGUUCCCGGUGACCCCCAUCUCCAGUGAGAUGGUCAUGCACGUGGAUGAAAUGGACGCCACCAUCCAGAUGAUGCUGUACUCGGACCACACCUACACCGACGCCUUCACGGUCAGCCCGACCAUCGAGCUCCGGGAGAAGGUGUUCGUGGAGGUGUCCGUGACCGAGCCCGAGGAUUACUUUGUCCUGCGGCUGAACGAGUGCUGGGCCACUCAGUCCCCCCAGCCCAACUCCACCGAGGGCCUGGUGCACAGCCUGAUCCAGAACGGGUGUGCAGAUGAUGAGACGGUGUCGUUCCUCGACGUGGACGACCAGAAGUCUGGACGAAACGGCGAGAGCGCCACGAUCCGCUACAGCUUCGACAUGUUCCGCUUCGUCACGGAACCGUACGAGCUUUACCUGCACUGCAGCGUGCAGCUGUGCGAGCUGGAAGACCAGACCUCCUGCAUCGCCAGCUGCAACACCAUCACUAAGAGGGAAGCGGUGAGGGCGGGUCCCAGCGAGGGCCUGCUGUCGUACGGACCAAUCAGGAUCGAGAUGCCCGACAGACCUCAGUCCAGCCUGCUGACGACCGUGGUGCUGCCCGUGGCUGCAGUCUGGGCUCUGGGAUUCUUCCUCACCGUCCUCGUCACCGUGGCCAAAGCGGGCAGCAGGCGGAUAGCGAAGAUGGAGGAGCGCUGACGGCCGUGCGGAUGCAUACGAUUGAAUAAAAACUGAGACGUCUUUA
Molecule: messenger RNA, 1380 nt
Organism: Oryzias melastigma (Indian medaka)
Lineage: Eukaryota; Metazoa; Chordata; Actinopteri; Beloniformes; Adrianichthyidae
Gene: zpd
Product: zona pellucida glycoprotein d
Exons: 10
Coding region: 138-1334 (398 amino acids)
Biological process (GO): neutrophil migration
Cellular component (GO): apical plasma membrane; cell surface
Source: RefSeq, a predicted model, not a curated record